CGAUUAUAAGCCUGUAGCUUUUUCUAGAACUGCUCCCUGCCAAACAUUUAGUGUGGCUGUGGGCGUUUACGUGGAGCACGUGAAGGCGUCACGUUCGGGUCCGUUUAGCUCUGUCCGCCGCUCCCUGACAGUUGAAGAGGACACACCGAGACACGAAGCAGCGAGAAAGACAAAAUGAAGGACGUCAAUAUUCUGCGGAUUCUCGUCAUAAUCCUGUGUGCGGUGGUUUUUGUUGCCGUUUUAAUCUUUAACGCUUUGGCCGGAGCGGGCAAAGCUCCCUUUCAUACUUCUACAGGAAAUGUAUCAGCCCGCUAUGAGACAGGCAUCACUCCAGCUGGCUGGACCUUCUCCAUCUGGGGCGUUAUCUAUACCUGGCUCACCCUGAUGGUGAUUUAUAUCACUUCAUACACAUGCAGAGGAUCCUGGGCUCAGUGUCUGCUGCCCUACGGCUUCCAUAUUUGCUGGCUCUCCAACAUGGUGCUGAACAUUAUAUGGCUCCUGCUGUGGGACGCAGAGAUGGUUCUUGCGUCUUUGGUCGUUUUAAUCCUGAUAGCGGUUUCCGGCUACAGCGCUCUGUUCUUCUGUUGCUUUGCCACAGAUUACUACGGACUCUGGUUACAGACAUACCAUCGCAAAGACCUGACCUUUCUCAGAGUACUGGUCCAAAAUGGUUUGGCUGUCUACACUACAUGGACUUCUAUCGCCUCUCUGAUCAAUUUCUCUGUAGUUCUCCACCUGUGGGGUGUGGAUAAGAGCACGGCAGCAACUGCGUCACUGUGCAUCCUGUUUGCAGAGGUGAUAGCAUGGUUCAUUCUGGAGAACUGGGUGCUGGACCGCUGGGUGCGCAACAUCCUCACAAUCUACCCGGUGGUGAUCAUGGCUCUGGUCGGAAACGUCUACAAGCACUUCAACCCAGCCGAUCCCACUCCAAACGCCAUCUUUAUGGUUGUGCUGUUGGUCCUGGCGUGCAUCCUUUUCGUGUCCAGAUUCUUCACGGUGCUCUGGAGGAACAAGUGGCGCCCCCUCCACUCCCCGGGCUCAGCACGGCUGAUGGUGUCACCCCUCGACGGCAGGACGUUCAGAGUCCUUUCUUAAACAAAACUCGUGCCUCCCCAGACCCACUGAGUUACAUGUUCACACCACCUCCACAGUCAUGUUUGAAGGUAGAUCUAAAUGUUAAACAGAGUUUAUCUGUCAGCAUGGGGAACAAAUGUAUUUCUUCAGUGGAAGAAAGACUCUGCACGGGAAGGCAGGAAACCCACAAAUCUUUUCUAUCUGCUCUUCAGCUGUACUGAAGAAAAUAGAAAUACCGUCUUUAAAAUACUUUAAAUUCUUUUAAAAACUACUACAACUAUUUAAUACACUGCUUAAUUUUAUCUUAAUGUACUUUACUCAUGUAUUUCAGUGUUCCCCACUCACACACUUUAGUUUGCAGGUUUAUUAGUGGCUCCCGCAGUAUAUUUGGCAGCUCAUUUUUGAUUUCUGUUUUGUUUUUGUUUUUUAUCCAUCUGAGACACUGAGACAAGUUCACACUCCAUGACUUCAUGAUCCCUGUGCUCUUAUUUUGAAAGUUCGAUCACUGCUAAAUAGGGAUGUAUGGCACCAGUUCUGACAUAAACGGUAGUAACCAGACCGAAAAGCAGCGCACAUUUUGGUGCUUUUUUUUUUUUUCUUGAGAUGUCACACACUUUAGAUUCUAGCCAAU
Molecule: messenger RNA, 1705 nt
Organism: Neolamprologus brichardi
Lineage: Eukaryota; Metazoa; Chordata; Actinopteri; Cichliformes; Cichlidae
Source: RefSeq, a predicted model, not a curated record